This is a messenger RNA of Pyricularia pennisetigena, 240 nucleotides long. RefSeq lists its product as uncharacterized. The coding region runs from base 1 to 240 and encodes 79 amino acids. Lineage: Eukaryota; Fungi; Ascomycota; Sordariomycetes; Magnaporthales; Pyriculariaceae. The record is from RefSeq and is a predicted model, not a curated record. The transcript has 3 exons.
AUGGUCUUGAAGCAGCAUGCCGGGCUGGUAGCUCCCGCGUGCGGCCUGUUUCUGAGACCACCGAGGCCAUCUCAACGGUGGCCCUGCAGCCGAAAGGCGCAGUGGAGCCCUGUUCCGUGCCAUCUCUUCCGCAUGCUUACAUACAUGACUGAUGAUGCGACAAUGCUUGCCCAUCGACCAGUGAGCGAGAGCCUGCAUGCAAUACUAGGGUGGGUUGACAACGUGGCGUCGUAUCAGUAG